ACCUAUCAAAGUUGGACCAGCAGCAAUAUUAGAUUUGUUUCAACUACCAUUCUUUCUCAUACCUCCCAGUCUUCUGUCUUUGUAAUCCUUAAACAAGCCAUCUUUCUCCUUUGUAUUUUCCUUCUCCUAUUAAUACCCAUUUAUUAGUUCUCUCAGUUCACACGCAAUCCAUCCAUAUUUAUUUAUCUACUUUUAAAUUUCUCUUUAGCUUCACCACUGAAUACACCCAAAAAGAAAAAGCCUUCUCUGUCUGUUACUGCUUCUUUUUCUAGUUCUUCAGUGCUGUGUGUUUUCAGUUUUCAAGGUUUCAACACCCAAUGGCCGACUUUGAUCACUCCUCUAGCAAUGAUAUUUCCGUUAAUUCUACAGAGGACAUUAGCCAAGACUCUAAGCUCGACUUCUCAGAGGAUGAGGAAACCCUUAUUACUAGGAUGUUCAAUCUUGUUGGAGAAAGGUGGUCUCUAAUUGCUGGAAGAAUUCCUGGAAGAACAGCCGAGGAAAUUGAGAAGUACUGGACUUCCAGAUAUUCUACAAGCCAAUGAAAUGUCCAAAAAUUAAUCUUCCAAUUGCGUUGUUUCUGUCUUUACUAAAUACCAAAUUAGAGCAGCAAAAUUUUGGCUGGUUUAAGUUGCCAGUAUUUUUCUUUGCCUGCGAACGGAAAAGUGAAGAAUGAAGCUGCUGGUGUAUUGGGUCUAUUUUUAUGCCUUCUUUUUCUUUUCUUUUUUUUUUUUCUUUUUUUUUUUUAAUUUUUGUAAAAUGGUGUUAUUCAUUUUGGUAAUCCUACUGGUGACUAAGGUUUGGUAA
Ricinus communis (castor bean) is the source of this 804-nucleotide messenger RNA. RefSeq names its product MYB-like transcription factor ETC1. Gene Ontology annotation, cellular component: nucleus. Gene Ontology annotation, molecular function: transcription cis-regulatory region binding. Gene Ontology annotation, biological process: cell differentiation. Lineage: Eukaryota; Viridiplantae; Streptophyta; Magnoliopsida; Malpighiales; Euphorbiaceae. The transcript is spliced from 3 exons. Bases 318 to 542 code for a protein of 74 amino acids. The record is from RefSeq and is a predicted model, not a curated record.